Messenger RNA from Aegilops tauschii subsp. strangulata, 1383 nucleotides. Lineage: Eukaryota; Viridiplantae; Streptophyta; Magnoliopsida; Poales; Poaceae. The record is from RefSeq and is a predicted model, not a curated record.
AUGAUCGCCGUGACCCGGCGCCUGCGAGGGCGGACGGGCCGGAUCCAGGCCUUCGCCCAGGCUGAGGCGGAGGCGACGCAGGAGCUGGAGCGCGCCGUGUUUCAACUGGACUCCUACCGGGUCGGCGUCUUCAACCGGCUCCUUGAGACGCACCAUCAUCUGAAAGAAAGGCUCGCUGCCAAGGAGGAGGAGCUCUGCGCCGUGGCAGCCGAGGUGCUGUCUUGGAGGACCCGGCUGAUUCGGGCCGGCUUCCACUACGACCGGCUCUUUGCUGAUGCCGGUCGGCUUGGAGCCAAGGUGGAGCAGGCGAGGGCGGAGGUGACGGGAGCCCGGCGGGCGCUCGACGAAGCCAGCCAGCUGCAGGAGCAGCUAGCGGGCGACAAGGUCCAUCUUGAGGCCGAGGUGGAGAGCCUCAAGGCGGAGGCCGCCAAGGUUGUGGAGGCGCAGCAGGCCCUUGCCGAGGCGGACCUGCAACGCGGCAAGCUGGCCGACGACAAGGGGCAGCUCCAGGCUGAGGUGGAGCGCCUGAGGGCGCUGGUGGCCACGGCGGAGGAGACCCGGCAGGGGGAGACCCGGUGCCGCGAGGAGGCCAUGAAGGCGGCCGAGGACAAGGACGCCGAGCUGAAGGCGGCGCUUGCCAAGGUCGCUGAUCUGGAGAUGACGCUCCAGGAGCGUGACCGCACCAUUGCCCGGGAGCGGCGCGGUACGUUGCUCGAAGCGCAGCACCUCGAAGAGGCCUUCCUGAAGACGCGCCAGCUGGCAGAGGAGGCAGUCCACUUUCAGCGCGACCUGCAAGGGAUCGUCGGCUCCGGGACUGACCCGCGGGUGGCCUGGACCUUCCCGGAGAUCAUGGCCGCUGCGGAGGCCCCUCUACGAGUAUUGAGCAAGCAGAUGGGGCGGCUCUCUGAGGCCGGCGCGGCGAUGACGGCGGCCCUCUGGCCGGGUGCCGUCGCACCGACCAGCUUCAUGCAGCUGGCGUGGUGGUUGGAGGCGGGCCCGGACCGUCUUCAUGAGUGGCGGGUUUCCGCCGCUCGUGCCAGCGCCGAGAUGGCGCUCAGGUUCGUGGUGUCUUGGCAUCCGGACCUGGCGCUGGAUGCGUUGAUGGGCCAGCGAGCUGGCUCGGAGAGCCAGCUGCAGGCAGAGGCCGGACGGAUCGCCGCCCGGGCCAGCUACAUCGCCAGGUUCGCCUUCCAUGAGAAGUUCCAGCCGGAGCGGGCGGAGGAUGGCGGAGUCGUGCCUGCUGACGACUACGGCCUGCUUCUAGACGACCCGAAGGGCAGCUUUGAGGAGACGGACGUCUACCGCGAUGCGGACGCCGGGGAGGAGGAUACCGGCACCUUGGCGGACCCGGGAGCUGCGCGAUCCGGCGGUGGGAAUGCCUGA